Molecule: messenger RNA, 3285 nt
Organism: Daphnia pulex (common water flea)
Lineage: Eukaryota; Metazoa; Arthropoda; Branchiopoda; Diplostraca; Daphniidae
Gene: mor
Product: SWI/SNF complex subunit SMARCC2-like
Exons: 9
Coding region: 1-3285 (1094 amino acids)
Biological process (GO): positive regulation of DNA-templated transcription
Cellular component (GO): SWI/SNF complex
Molecular function (GO): histone binding; DNA binding
Source: RefSeq, a predicted model, not a curated record
AUGGCUUUCGCACCGAAAAAAGACGGAGGACCAAAUUUAAAAUUCUACGAGUCUCACGAAACUUUGUUGCUUUUCGAAGGAGUAAAAGCAUGGCUUUCAAAAAAUUGCAAAAAGUAUGUUCAAACAGACCCUCCAACAGCCAAAAGUCUUUCAACUUCCAUUACUCAAGUUAUCCAGUUUCAAGAAGAUACUUAUGGCAAAAAUGUGGCUAAACCACCUUUGACAAGGAUUCCUACAAAAUGCUUCCUAGACUUCAGGCCUAAUGGCGGCAUCUGCCAGAUUUUGGCUACUGUUUACAAGUAUCGUACUGACCAUGGAUGGAGGCGCAUGGAUUUUGCUUCUCCUUCCAGAAUGGAACGCCACAUUGAAAUGAUGGUUGCGAUAGAGAAAGCACUGAUUCAAGCCAAAUGUCUUGUUCAGCCUAAUAUUUACAUCAUGCCAGAUGUUGAUAAAGGACUUGUCGGUAAACUGAAAGAAAUUGUCAAAAGGCAUCAAGGGUUAAUCGCAGAGACUGAAGCUGAAGCAACACAUCUUGUUCAUUCGGCUGCUGAUCCACUCGAAGAAGAGUACGCCCGUCCACUGUUUCGUCGCGAUCGCAACACUUUGCUUCAUUGGUAUUACUUCCCAGACUCGUACGACAAGUGGGAUACGAUCGAAUUACCUGUCGAUCCUCCAGAGCUCUCAGACUAUCUCGAAUCUUUGAAUGAACCUCACAAAACCUACCGAGUUGCCGCCAACUGGUUGCUGGAUUUAGAUCAAUACAACGAGUGGAUGAAUGAAGAGGAUUACGAAGUCGAUGCUAGUGGAAAGAAAAAAGUGCACAAGCUUCGAUUGUCCGUUGAGGAUUUGAUGAGUGGCGGUGACAGUAAACAAAAAGGGAAAACUCCUUCCACUUUGAAACGGAGAAGGUCUCCUUCACCGGCUGGCAGUGGAUCGACUAAAGCCGCUGCAACUCCCACAACUGCUGGUGGUGCUGGAAACAAGCGCAAGAGUGUCCGUCCUGCCUUGGGCAAAAAAUUCAAAGGUGGCGAAGAGGACAGCGACGAUCUUACACGAGACAUGGACGAUCCUCCCUCAGACACUAAUCUCCGCGAAGUCGAAGUGCCAAAGACUCAUCCCGUUCCGGGCGGACCUCCUCCAACGGCUAUUAAGAAAGAUGCCGAUUGGAUGCCCACUAAAGGAGCUGCAUUGACUGAUUUAGAUGAAGAAGGUGAAAAGUUGGCAGAUAUCACAUUAGUCACACCACAAGACGAUCCGCACGGGCAGCAGCAUGACGAUAAUGUCACCGACCAAACUCACCACAUCAUCAUUCCCAGCUACGCUGCCUGGUUUGAUUACAAUUCGAUUCACUCGAUCGAACGUCGCGCCUUGCCCGAAUUUUUCAAUGGCAAAAACCGUUCAAAGACUCCAGAGGUUUAUUUGGCGUAUCGUAAUUUUAUGAUCGACACCUAUCGCUUGAAUCCUACCGAAUAUUUGACCAGCACUGCGUGUCGACGCAAUUUGGCCGGUGACGUUUGCGCCAUUAUGCGCGUUCACGCCUUUUUGGAGCAGUGGGGACUCGUCAAUUACCAGGUGGAUGGGGAUUCACGCCCGAUGCCUGUCGGCCCACCACCCACAUCGCACUUUCACAUCCUCUCUGACACGCCGUCAGGUCUGCAGCCCGUCAAUCCUCCUCGGACAACGCAGCCAUCAGCGGCCAAGACUCUGAUCGACAUGGAUAAGAAGACGGCAGCUCGCCAAUCCGAAACAGCUCCCGUGGCCAAUAAUUUCGGCCUGAAACUGGACCAAUACAGCCGUAAGAGCUCGUCCGUGUUGAAGAACAAGGCAACCAGAGAGUGGACGGAACAGGAGACGCUGCUCCUGCUCGAGGGUUUGGAACUGUACAAGGACGAUUGGAACAAAGUCUGCGAACACGUUGGAACUCGCACCCAGGAUGAAUGUAUUCUCCACUUUCUUCGCCUUCCUAUCGAGGAUCCAUUUUUUGAAGACGUUGAAUUGGGUGGCGGCGGAGCUGUUGGACCUUUGGCCUAUCAGCCCAUUCCGUUCAGCCAGGCCGGCAACCCCAUCAUGUCGACGGUGGCGUUUUUGGCAUCAGUUGUGGAUCCACGAGUUGCUGCCGCUGCUGCCAAAGCUGCGAUGGAAGAAUUCGCCAAGAUCAAGGACGAAGUUCCAUCGGCCCUGCUGGAAACGCACUUGAAGAACGUCGAAAAUGCUCUGAGCGAAGGCAAAUCGGACGCCUCGGUGGCCGCUUUGGCCCAAUCUGGAAUUGCUGGAACAGUUCAAGACAAGGAGGAGGCCGAGAGGGAGAAGGAGAAAGCGGACAAAUUGGCCGAAGAGAAGGAAGCCUUGGAGAAGAGCGAAGAGAAGAAGGAGGCUGAUAAAAAGGUGGAAGAAAAGAAAGAAGCAGAGAAGAAGGAAGGUGAGAAAGAGGAGUCGACUAGCGCUGAAGGCAGCAAGGAGCCAGAGAAAGAAAAGACGGCCACUGAAAGUGAGGAAGACAAAGCUGAGAAGAUGGACGUGGACAACGCGACCGUCAAAGACGCCAAGGAAGACGGUGAAGGAGCCAAAGAAUCGGCUGCAAAGGAAUCUGAAACUAAGGAGCCCGAAAUCAAGGAGGAGAAGAUGGACGUUGACGAAACCAAGAAAGACAAGGAAACCACCGAAGAAGACAAGGAGAAAUCCGCCGAGGCUGCAGCCGCUCUGGCCGCCGCAAAUGAGAAACAGAAAUUGGUCAAAGACGCUCAGUUGCAAGCGGCUGCUGCGGCUUCGCUUUCCGCGGCUGCCGUCAAGGCACGCCACCUGGCCGCGGCCGAGGAACGUAAAAUCAAAUCUCUGGUUGCCCUUUUGGUCGAGACGCAAAUGAAGAAAUUGGAAAUCAAAUUGAGGCAUUUUGAAGAACUCGAAGCCAUGAUGGAUCGCGAAAGAGAAACUUUGGAAUACCAACGACAGGCAUUGCUGCAAGAGCGCCAGGCUUUCCACUUGGAGCAGCUGCGGGCGGCCGAGGCCCGAGCUCGUCAACAAGCUCAAGUGCAACUGCAGCAGCAGCAGAUGCAGCAGGCUCAGAUGCAACAACAGCAGCAGCAGCAACAACAGCAACACAUUCAACCGAUCCCCAUGAUCCCGCCCGUGCAAUUGCCCAUCGGCCCACCUCCUUCGGUAGCCACUGCCGGCUACACGGGCAGCUCGCCGCUUCCCCCACAAAUCCAACCCAGUCCGCAACCGCAUUUGCCACCGCCAACAACACCUGUCCCGUCAUCCGAAAUCCCGACAACUCUAUCAGUUUAA